CAAACACAAAAUCGUAAUUAAACUACUAAACUUUAUCCAUCCACCAUCAGCAUUUCCCCAUAUAAACUAAAACCGUUGAAAUUCAUUUUUGUAGAUUUCACACUACCAAAGACUUUCCCGGCAAAACACCAGAGCUCUGCCUCGAUGUCGAAAACACCCUCAAACCCUUAUCAAAUUUUCAAAUUAUACCCUCCCUGUGUUCUUCUCCUUCUUCUCUUCCUCAAUGUCACAGUAGCUUCUGAUGAAGAACAAUCAAUCUUACUGAAACUCAAACAACAAUGGAAAGACCCACCAUCUCUUGAUUCCUGGAAAACUUCAUCUUCAUCUUCUUCAGCUCAUUGUGAGGAUUGGGAAGGAGUCUAUUGUGAUGAAAAUAACUCUGUAACAAGUAUUAUACUUGUUGAGAAAAAUAUCACUGAAAAAAUCCCAUCUUUUCUCUGCGAUUUGAAAAAUCUUACUGAAAUUGACUUUUCAUUGAAUUAUAUUCCUGGAAAUUUCCCAGAUUUUCUUCUUCGAAAUUGUACUAAUUUGGUAAAGCUGGAUCUUUCUCAGAAUUGGUUGGUUGGUCAAAUUCCUUCUGAUAUUGAUAGGUUACUUGUUCUUGAAGAGUUGAAUCUUGGUGCAAACAAUUUCACCGGCGAUAUUCCAAAAUCAAUUGGGAAAAUCUCAGGGUUAAAGACACUUUCACUUCAUAUGAAUCUUCUCGAUGGAUUAAUUCCAGAAGAAAUAGGUAAUCUUUCUAACUUAGAAUUUCUGGGUUUAGCUUAUAAUCCAUUUUCAGAGUGGAAAAUUCCAUUGGGUUUUGGUAAAUUGAAGAAAUUAAAGGAAUUCUGGGCUGCGGAUGUGAAACUAAUUGGAGAAAUUCCUGACACUGUUGGUGAUUUAAUUGAUCUUGAAACAUUAGAUCUUAGUACUAAUCAACUGGAUGGAAAAAUACCUGAUCAGUUAUUUUUGCUCAAGAACUUAUCUAAUUUAUAUCUCUAUGACAAUAAAUUAUCCGGUGAAAUACCUGUGAAGAUGGAGUGUUUAAAUUUAGUUGAUAUUGAUAUAUCGAUGAAUCAGUUGACCGGAACAUUACCGCAUGAUCUCGGGAAGUUGAAGAAGCUGGUGCACUUAUUGUUAUAUCGUAAUCAAUUGUCGGGAGAAGUUCCGGCUAGUAUCGGAAAGCUUCCAUCUUUGAAACAAAUACGGCUUUUCACAAACAAACUUAAUGGAAGUUUACCGGAAGAUAUGGGUUUGUUUGCGAAGCUUGAAGCUCUUGAAGUGGCAGAAAAUGAGCUGACAGGAAACUUGCCGGAGAAUCUUUGUGCUGGUGGUGAAUUGAUUGGAAUUUCUGCUUACGUGAAUAAUUUCAGUGGAGGGGUAUCAAAAGUACUGGAGAAGUGCAAUAGUUUGACGGUGCUUCAGCUGUAUGGGAAUAGAUUUGCUGGGGAAUUUCCUGCUGGUAUUUGGUCGCUGAAGAAUUUGUCUAUCGUAAUGAUAAGCGACAAUUUGUUUACAGGUACUCUACCUGAUGAGUUUGCUGCCAACUUAACUCGAGUUGAAAUUAGUAAUAACAUGUUUUCAGGUGGUAUUCCGAAAGAAAUGUCGCAGUCGAUGAAUCUAGCUGUGUUCAAGGCGAAGAACAAUCGAUUAUCUGGUGAGAUUCCUGGAAAAUUAACUGGACUCUCUAAGCUGCUUACUUUAUCACUUGAAGGAAAUCAACUUUCAGGUCCAAUUCCAUCUCACAUAAUCUCUUGGAGUGCUCUCAUUUUCUUAAACCUCUCACAGAAUCAUCUGUCCGGCGAAAUUCCUGAAGCUAUUGGCCAACUUCCUAGUCUCAUUGAACUUGAUUUGUCAGAAAAUCUUCUGUCAGGUGAAAUUCCAUUAGAAAUUGGCCAGUUAAAUCCUACCUUUCUCAAUCUCUCGUCUAACCGCCUCACUGGGAGAAUACCGUUCCAAGUUGAUAACUUUGCAUUUGACAAAAGCUUCUUAAACAACUCAGGCCUUUGUGGUCAUAACCUCGAACCAAUUGUCCCCUCUUGCAUUUCAAAACCAUACCAAAAUCCUAACAAGUCAUCUUCUAAGGUGCUAAUAGUGGUCUUGAUCAUUACAGCAGUGAUUUGUCUUGGUGUUGUAUCAUUCGGUUUGUUUGCGUUCAGAGACUUCAGAAGGAAACGGAACGAAAGAGAUAUUUCUACUUGGAAACUAACUUCUUUCCACAGGUUACAGUUCACAGAAUCAGACAUCCUGUCAAGCUUGACUGAGAACAAUAUGAUUGGUAGUGGUGGUUCCGGGAAGGUUUAUCGAGUUGAUAUUAGUGGUAUAGAGGAAUCUGUUGCUGUUAAGAAAAUAUUUAACAAAGGGAAGUUGGAUAAACAGCUCGAAAAGGAGUUCCAAGCAGAGGUUCAAAUCUUGGGUACAAUUCGACAUUUGAACAUAGUGAAAUUACUAUGUUGUGUUGCUUGUGAUAACUCGAUGCUCCUUGUUUAUGAAUACAUGGAGAAUCGAAGUUUGGAUCAAUGGCUUCAUGCAAAGAAGAGAGGAUUCUCGAACUCCGGUUCAGCACGUCGUGCUGCAUUGGAUUGGCCUACCAGGUUACAAAUUGCGAUUGGAGCUGCUCAAGGGCUUUGCUAUAUGCAUGAUAGCUGUUCUCCUGCGAUCAUUCACCGCGAUGUGAAAUCCAGUAAUAUCUUGUUAGAUCACGAGUUCCGAGCAAAAAUUGCUGAUUUUGGAUUAGCCAAGUUGUUGGACAAGCAUGGAGAGCCUCAAACAAUGUCUGCAAUGGCAGGUUCUUUUGGAUAUUUCGCUCCCGAAUACGGCUACACAAGGAAAGUGAAUGAAAAGGUUGAUGUCUAUAGCUUCGGCGUGGUGCUUCUUGAGCUUGCAACUGGAAGGGAAGCCAAUAGAGCAGAUGAACAUAUGGGCCUAGUAGAAUGGGCGAGGUGUCAGUUUGAUGAGGGAAAAUCUAUUACUGAUGCCUUUGACGAAGAGAUCAAGGAGCCUUGUUACUUGGAUGAAAUCAGUUCUGUUUUCAAACUUGGUCUUGUUUGUACUGGCACGUCGCCUUCAACCAGACCUACAAUGAACGAGGUUUUGGAAAUCCUGCUCCAGUGUGGACCUCAACAGGGAUUUCAUGGAGUUAAGAACACAAUGAAGACUGAAGAAGAUGUUAACCCCCUCCUUGUCGAUGAACGUAAUCUUUUUAACCACAAGGGCAGCAAGGGAAGCAGACGGUCAGUGAGGCAUUCGGACGACUGUGAUGAUAGCUUGGUGUGUAAUAACGUGUGACAAUCUGUAAUGUUACAUUGUUAGGUUUUAACAUUUAGAGUGUUGCAUUGCUAAAUCUUAGCUCAAGGCAUUAACAUGCACAGCAGACCGGGGUUCUCCAUACGUAAAGCGAAGACCUGCUGGUGUUUGUACCGAAGCAUUGUACAUUUUUUAUGCGAACCAGCUCCGAGCAGGGUCUCUCAUAAGCCCUAAAUGGUGCGUAGUGGUUCGUCAUUUAUGACUACGCAGGUUGCAACAAUGAUUCUGGUUUAGCACACAAGUAACUGUGCAAGUAUCGGCGAGCUUCAUUUGCUAGAGUGGUUUUCACAAGUGAUUCCCCUUGUGAAUUAUGGAUCACGUAAUAUAUAUCCACGGAAUAAGGUUAUUUUAUUUCACUAGUGUGAGCCAUAUGCACUGGUACAAGUUGUAUUCAGGAAGUCUAGAUUUUGAAUGUGAAAUACACAAACUUUUCUCA
This is a messenger RNA of Papaver somniferum (opium poppy), 3724 nucleotides long. RefSeq names its product receptor-like protein kinase HSL1. The coding region runs from base 145 to 3270 and encodes 1041 amino acids. Gene Ontology annotation, molecular function: protein kinase activity; protein binding; ATP binding. The transcript is spliced from 2 exons. Gene Ontology annotation, biological process: protein phosphorylation. The record is from RefSeq and is a predicted model, not a curated record. Lineage: Eukaryota; Viridiplantae; Streptophyta; Magnoliopsida; Ranunculales; Papaveraceae.